AUGAAGGUGCUGCUGCUGAUGAUGGUGGUGAUGAUGGAGAAGGGCUGCGUCUGUGAGACGGCGCCACGGCCCCGCCGCCUCGUCGAAAGGGACGCUCAGCACCUCCGCCUCCGCCUUGGCUUCAAGAAGAAGACUGCAGCCGCCACGGCCGCGCGUGGCGUGAAGGCGCGCCAGCACGUAGUAGCGGCCGGAGGGCACCAACUCCAUCGCACCGCGGAGGACCUCGAGCGCCGUUGA
This is a messenger RNA of Trypanosoma grayi, 237 nucleotides long. RefSeq lists its product as hypothetical. The coding region runs from base 1 to 237 and encodes 78 amino acids. The record is from RefSeq and is a predicted model, not a curated record. NCBI's taxonomy places the organism in Eukaryota, Euglenozoa, Kinetoplastea, Trypanosomatida, Trypanosomatidae. The transcript has a single exon.